AACGCUAAGGUGACUCUGAUAUCUGGCGGUGGUGCGGGACACGAGCCUUCGUUUGCCGGCUUGGUUGGCGAUGGCCUACUCAGCGCUGCGGUCUCCGGAUCCGUGUUUGCAUCGCCAAGUGUGCAUCAGAUCCAGAGCGCGAUUGCUUCAGCCGGUGGAUCGGCUGGGACACUGCUGAUAAUCAUGAACUAUACCGGGGACGUCCUCCACUUUCAUCUCGCUGCAGAGAAAGCUCGUCUCGCGGGCCAUGACAUGGCAGUCUUGGUUGUGGGGGACGACGUGUCGGUUGGCCGACGCAAAAGUGGCAAGGUAGGCCGGAGAGGGCUAGCUGGUACUGUCCUCGUGGAGAAGAUCCUUGGGGCUGUCGCGCAGUAUGAACGUGCCACUCUGAAGGAAUUAUAUCAGUUAGGUGAGGGCGUUGUGGCGAAUCUGGCCACGGUCGGAGCUGCCCUGGAUCAUGUGCAUCUGGUGGGAAAGCCUACCACAGACCUGACGGUGCGGACAGACCAGGUCGAGGUUGGCAUGGGGAUCCACAAUGAGCCAGGGUGCUACGUGCUUAAGCCUCAACCUGAUAUCAACAUUCUUGUAGAUCAGAUGCUGGAUCAAUUACUGGACCAGGAAGACAAUGAUCGAGCAUAUGUCCGGUUCGACGAUGCGGAAGAUUUGGUGCUCAUGGUUAACAACCUUGGUGGCGUUUCGAACCUCGAGUUCUCAGCUGUGACGAAGGUGGUCAUCGCACGACUUGGUAAACGAGUAUACGCUGGGGCUUACAUGACCAGCCUAGACGGAAAGGGAUUUAGCAUCACAUUGCUCAAAGCCAGCAAAGCAAUGAUACAAGCCUUAGAUGCCACUGCAUCGAGUCCUGGCUGGACCGCCCACCAACAUCUGGAGACAUCUCCCGUAGCAAGAAAGUCAUCUGCUGCUGCGGACGAGAAGGCCAAACGCCUCGAUUCAAGUUCAUCGCGAUUGAAGGUGGAUAAUCGAUCGCUUUCGGCGGCCAUUACUCGUGCCUGUCACAAGCUUGUGGCUGCGGAGGAAGAGAUUGAUCGCUUCGACUCCUUGGUCGGGGAUGGAGACUGUGGCUCGACGCUGGCGCGGACAGCCCGAGCAAUGCUGGCGGACAUGGAGAAGGGCGGCUGCGUGCCCCCCGACGGCGAUGUGGUUGGGUCCGUGGAGGCCAUUGCUCAGGUGGUGGAGAACAACAUGGAUGGCACUUCGGGCGCACUUUAUGCGAUUUUCCUCAAUGCAGUCGGUGCCUCCUUGCGGGACACUGGAGACAAAUUGCAGGAAGAGAGACUAGUCGGAGCCGCUGAAUGGAGCGAGGCUUGUAUGGCAGGACUGGAUGCUCUGCAGCGCGCCACUCCAGCUCGAGUAGGAGACCGGACGUUGAUGGAUGCGCUCGAUCCGUUCAUCAGAGCGCUGCAAGCGGGCGAAUCCACUGAGGUCGCUCUGCUAGCCGCCGAGUCUGGGCGCGAUCGGACGCAAGGGAUGCGAGCCUCGCUGGGGCGCGCUGUCUAUGUCCCCGAGCAAGGUUGGAGCGAAGUUCCUGAUCCCGGGGCUGCCGGACUUGUAGUCUUACUCAAAGGUCUCUUGUUAGCUUGA
Aspergillus brunneoviolaceus CBS 621.78 is the source of this 1602-nucleotide messenger RNA. RefSeq names its product Dak1-domain-containing protein. Gene Ontology annotation, molecular function: ATP binding; glycerone kinase activity. The record is from RefSeq and is a predicted model, not a curated record. NCBI's taxonomy places the organism in Eukaryota, Fungi, Ascomycota, Eurotiomycetes, Eurotiales, Aspergillaceae. Gene Ontology annotation, cellular component: cytosol. The annotation marks the transcript as partial. The transcript has 3 exons. Gene Ontology annotation, biological process: glycerol catabolic process.